UGUGAUUGCAGUGAAAUGACUGUGUGACACGGACCCGUUUUAGGUCACCUGUUAUUCUUACAUCAUAUUAGUCUGUCGCAAUGCCUUGGUCAUAUAUACUUCCCUGCUCAUAAACAGAUCGCCAGGCUGCACCGAUCAACACACAGGUGUCUCAAUCAUGGGCAAAUUGAACGUCUUUGGAAUAAGUUUAAACAAUCCUCAAGGAGUGUAUUUCUCAGGACAGGUUGUUGAAGGACAUGUCACAGUAGAACUGAACGGGGAAAUGAAAAUGAGAGGCAUAAGGCUUCAAUUCUAUGGUGGCGCUCAUGUGAGAUGGUCAGAGUCACACUCGACUGGAUCAGGAAAGAACAGACGUACCAGAACAGUAGUCUACUCAUCGCAGGAGAAUUACUUCAACUAUGAACUGGUUUUAUUCGGGAAAGCGUCGGGACAAGGGGGAGAUAACCCUUCUCUGCCGGCGGGACGUUAUACAUAUCCCUUCCGAUACCAACUGCCACUCGGACUCCCGACCUCGUUUGAGGGUUCCGUGGGAAGGGUAAGGUACUGGCUCAAAGGUACCAUUGACAAGCCAUGGAAGUUUGACCACACAACGAAAAGGGCUUUCACAGUGGUCAGUCUGUUGGACCUCAACACUGUACCUGGAGCUAUGGAAAGUUCUUCAGGUGCAAAUGAAAAGAAUCUGUGUUGCUUAUGCUGUAAAUCUGGACCAAUCAGCUCCAGGUUUCAAAUUGAUCGACGUGGCUAUGUUCCGGGAGAAUCAAUUCCUAUCAAGGCAGAGGUCACCAACCACAGCAACAGGAAAAUGACGAGAUCAUACGCUGAAUUGUACAUGGUUGUUCGGUAUCAUGCAAGAGGCAAGACGCGAACAAACUUUGAGAAAAUAGGGGAAAUAUCGCAUGGAGAAAUCCUUCCUGGAGAUUCUGAUGUAUGGAAUGGUGACCUUCUAAGGGUACCGCCCGUACCGCCAUCAGAGUUACAGGGUUGCAGAAUAAUCGAAAUUAACUACUUUGUGCAGUUUUGUGUGAGUCCUGCCGGACCCGCUUUCAAGCUAGAGAUACCACUCGGGGUGACCAUCGGGUCCAUACCACUCCGUGCCACGCUCCAGCAGUAA
Haliotis rubra (blacklip abalone) is the source of this 1111-nucleotide messenger RNA. RefSeq names its product arrestin domain-containing protein 3-like. The coding region runs from base 158 to 1111 and encodes 317 amino acids. Gene Ontology annotation, biological process: protein transport. The transcript has 6 exons. Lineage: Eukaryota; Metazoa; Mollusca; Gastropoda; Lepetellida; Haliotidae. The record is from RefSeq and is a predicted model, not a curated record. Gene Ontology annotation, cellular component: cytoplasm.